AACUGGUUGAAAUCAUAUGGCUACCUGCUUCCCCAUGAGUCACGGGCCUCUGCGCUGCAUUCAGGGAAGGCCUUCCAGUCAGCAGUCUCUACCAUGCAGCAGUUCUACGGGAUCCCAGUCACCGGUGUGUUGGAUCAGACAACAAUCGAGUGGAUGAAGAAGCCUCGAUGUGGCGUCCCUGAUCACCCCCACUUGAGCAGGAGGCGGAGAAACAAGCGCUAUGCCCUCACCGGACAGAAGUGGAGGCAGAAACAUAUCACCUACAGCAUUCACAACUAUACCCCAAAGGUGGGUGAGCUGGACACACGGAAAGCUAUUCGUCAGGCUUUCGAUGUGUGGCAGAAGGUAACCCCGCUGACCUUUGAAGAGGUACCGUACUAUGAGAUCAAAAGUGACCGGAAGGACGCAGACAUCAUGAUCUUCUUUGCUUCUGGUUUCCAUGGUGACAGCUCCCCAUUUGAUGGGGAAGGGGGAUUCCUAGCCCAUGCCUACUUUCCUGGCCCAGGGAUUGGAGGAGACACUCACUUUGAUUCAGAUGAGCCCUGGACGCUAGGAAAUGCCAACCAUGAUGAGCUCCUUGUCUAAGAACUAAGGACCGAGAGAACAAGAACUGUGGCCUCUGAUAAUACUGGACACUUGAUCCACCAGGACGAGGGCCACGAAGUUGGGGGAGACCAUCUAGGAGCUGGUCUAAUUGGUCAGGCAGGAAAGUACUAUAAACAAGAAGAUGAUGUCUUAGAGGCUGAAGAAGCAGGUUAGGAGGCAUUAAAGUAGGACUGGAGAUCUGAAAGGGCUGGGUCCCUGCCCCAAAGCAGCUCCAAGCCAUGGUGUAGCA
Molecule: messenger RNA, 835 nt
Organism: Psammomys obesus (fat sand rat)
Lineage: Eukaryota; Metazoa; Chordata; Mammalia; Rodentia; Muridae
Product: matrix metalloproteinase-24-like
Biological process (GO): proteolysis; extracellular matrix organization; collagen catabolic process
Cellular component (GO): extracellular matrix
Molecular function (GO): metalloendopeptidase activity; zinc ion binding
Source: RefSeq, a predicted model, not a curated record